Cryptomeria japonica (Japanese cedar) is the source of this 5001-nucleotide messenger RNA. RefSeq lists its product as uncharacterized. The coding region runs from base 264 to 4847 and encodes 1527 amino acids. Gene Ontology annotation, biological process: positive regulation of DNA-templated transcription. NCBI's taxonomy places the organism in Eukaryota, Viridiplantae, Streptophyta, Pinopsida, Cupressales, Cupressaceae. The transcript is spliced from 9 exons. The record is from RefSeq and is a predicted model, not a curated record.
CUAUUUUCCAUUACGAUCUCUAAAAGAAUGGAAAUAGAUCGGAGAGUAAAAUGUCGGUGUGGGAAGAACUCGACUUGUUGAGAUUACGGUUUGGGACAUUGGCAAGAAUGGAAUGACCAGGUGAACGGGAUUACUUGAAGGAAAAGGAAAUUAAGGAAUGUACAGCUCUGUCGAGGGUGGAGAAAAAGAGCAGCAGCUGCGAGGUGUCCUCCGACGAGUAGUAGAAGGCACAGCCCAGAGGGAGGAUCGGUAAAGGGUAGAAGAUGGAGGGUUGUAGCAUGUACGCGUUGGAUAGGGGAAAGAAGGGGAAGGGGAAGGGCAAGAGCAAAGGCAGGGAGUUGGACAUGGUGGAGGCUGAAUGCGUGGGCAGUUUGGAGGUGCAGCAGCAUCGGCAGGUGGGCUUCAUAUGUGGCACUCUCCCUGUCACUGUUGCGCUCCCACAACACACUCUCCUCUCUCCACCUCACACUCAACGCGUCAGGGCACCUCGUUACAGAAUGCUACCUACGGAGACGGACCUCAACACCCUUCCUUCACUUGGAAUUUUCCCUACUGGAGGAGGAGGAGAUCUACAUGGUUUAUACAAUGCUUGCAGUGGCGACCCUUUUAACCAGCCCCUUGCAAGGAAGUGUGAGGCCCUUGCAGUUAGCGGUCUAGCAGCUUAUGGGGAUGAGAUAGAUGUUGUGGCCCCUGUUGACAUAUUGAAGCAGAUUUUUAAAAUACCGUAUUCCAAAGCUCGAUUAUCUGUUGCAGUUCAUCGUGUUGGGCAAACUCUUAUACUUAAUACCGGACCAGAUGUAGAAGAGGGAGAAAAGCUUGUGAGAAGAAAGAAGAAUCAAUCAAAGGGUGUAGACCAAUCUCUUUUUUUAAACUUUGCUAUGCACUCAGUGCGGGCAGAAGCUUGUGAUUGCCCUCCAUCGGCAAAAUCUACAGUUCCAAAUGAUGCAGCUAAUUCUACUAUUUUUCCAGGGCAGUUUGAUACAGGGUUUAUGGAAGGGGAUUGCUUAUCUUCUUGUGUCAAUCCACAGUCACAUUCAUCAUGGCAUUUUGUAAAUGAUGAUGAGCCAGAUACUGCUACAGAAGAUUUUCAUCUGCAUGCCCAAGGAUCUUCACAGUCAAAUAGAGACAGUAUUCCUUGGGGUGGUACGCAUGGAUGCAGACAGAAGAGUAGACUUGAUUCUCUCAAGAAAGCAAGGCAUUUUGGUGAGAAGCAAUGCUGUCCUAACUAUGUUCAGGACUCAGAAAAACAUCGGCGACUUAGCAAGGAAGGUUUUCUGAGAGUCUUAUUUUGGCAAUUUCACAACUUGCGGAUGCUUCUAGGAAGUGACCUUCUGGUAUUCAGCAAUGAAAAGCAUGUUGCCGUGAGCUUGCAUCUAUGGGAGGUGGAGCGACAGGUGACUCCUUUGAUGUGGCUUGAUGCCUGGCUUGAUAAUGUAAUGGCAAGUGUACCUGAGCUGGCUAUUUGUUAUCAUCACAAUGGUGUAGUUCAAGGCUAUGAGCUUCUGAAGACAGAUGAUAUUUUUUUAUUGAAAGGUAUUGCAGAAGAUGGAACUGCCAUAUUUCAUCCUCAAGUUGUCCAGCAAAAUGGUCUUUCUGUUUUGAAAUUUUUGCAAGAUAACUGCAAACAGGAUCCUGGAUCGUACUGGCUCUAUAAGAAUGCUGGAGAGGAUUUGAUACAACUCUUCGAUCUUUCUGUGCUAUCUAAGAGUUGUUCAUCUGAUAAAGAUGGAAAAAGCUGUAGUUCACUUCCUUCUUCCAAGAAUAGAGGAAUUAGGGACUACUCACUACCACUGGGGAUUCUUUUGUAUCGGGUGGCUCAUAGGUUGUCUCUUUCAGAGGUCCCAAAUGACAGAUCUAGAUGUGCUAAGCUUUUCAAAAAGUGUCUGGAGUUUUUGAAUGAGCAGGAGCAUUUGAUGGUACGUGCAUGUGCUCAUGAACAGGUAGCCAGACUCAUAUUGAAGUGCUAUGAAGAGUUGGGCUCAACAAUGGAUAUUUUCCUUUUGGAGUCCAAAUCAUCUGUAGUUGAUGUUGAAAAGAUGUCAUCCCUGGAACUAUCAUCAGCAUCAUCUGAGCCAAUUAUCCAGGAACAUUCAUCUGCAAACAUGAGGGAAGCUGGAAUGCUAGCUUUUAAUUCAUCUUAUAAUGCUUCUGAAAAUGUUCAUGAGACAUUUUCACAGGCUUCAGAGCCUAAUAUCAGCUUGGAAGCUGGAAGUGAUUUUAAUGCAACGGAAAUCAGAGAUUUAGAGCCUCUAGGAAGAAGUGUCACAAUUACACCAUUUUCUAAUAAUGAAGACAAUUUAACUGUAUGCCAAAUUGGAGAAGCUUCUCCACAGCUGUAUGAGACUGUUACUGAUCCUAUAUCUGCAAAACUAGCUGCUGUGCAUCAUGUUUCACAAGCCAUAAAGUCUCUCAGGUGGCAGCGGCAACUUCAAGGCACUGAAUUGAAGGUAACUGAAGAUUAUAAUGGAUCGGGUAGAUCUCCACAUGUGCAACAACUUCCUAUAUGUGUUUGUGGUGAUAUUGACUGCAUUGAAGUUUGUGACUUACGAGAAUGGCUAGCAGGAUCUCGAAUAGACCGAAAGCUUUGGCAGCUUGUUCUGUUGCUAGGAGAGUCUUAUCUCUCUCUUGGACAAGCAUACAAAGAUGAUGGGCAAUUGCAUCGGGCACUUAAGGUUGGAGAGAUGGGUUGCUCAUUGUAUGGGUCCAUGCCUUCAAGUUUAGAAGAAGUUGAACAUGCAUCAAUUGGGAAGAAAAGCAGUUCAGAACUGUCCAAUCAAGACCAGGUCAAAACAAGUAAAACAAUUGAUCCACUCUGUGAUGGGGGUCAAGAGGUAUACAAAAACAAUGAAAACAAUACUGCUUAUGGUCCAUUUCCUUGUAAAGGUUUAUUUUGGGGCCAGGCAUGGAUCCUUAUUGGGGACAUCUAUGUGGAAUACCAGAGAUUGCUGGGGGAAAAAUUACCAGAUGAUUGUCAAGAGAAAGAUUCAAGGGACGAGUUGAAAAUGGCUUCAGAAGUUAUGAAAGAAGUAAAACGAUUAAAGAAGAAGUUAGCACAGUCAAAGCGCAACUGUAAUUUUUGUAGUUUGACAGACUGUAGCUGCCAGAGUGAUCGGGUAAGUAGUGGAAACAGUGCAAGCAGCAGUAGCAGUGAUGGAUGGUCAGUGACUCAUAACAGAAAGGAAAGCAAGAAAGCAAACUCAAAGCAUGCAUUGUCAUCUAAUUUAGAGAGUUCAGAGAGUGAUUCUGAUCAAUGUAUUUCUGGCAGUGCUAAUGGCGGCAGUUCUGAAAGGAGUGAUUCUAAGAAAAGCAGAAUUGCUGUUCAAGGGCCUGAUGAUGGUUGUUAUGGGUCGACUAAUGAGAAAGAAAGAACCAGAGGAUCGAUAGAAACUAAAGAUGUAGAAAGGACUCAGAAAACAUUGCAUCAACUCACAGCAGUUUCUAAGAGUUUGAAGUCAAAAAACACUGACACAUAUAUAGGCAAACCUAGAGACAUUUUCAGUUUUUUAAAAGGACCUAAAGGAGAUUUGGAGACUAAUCUUUCAGCUGCUGCUGAGUGUUAUGAUGCGGCCAGGGAUGCUCUCUGUGGCCAUUGUGCAUACACACAGGAUUCUCAGUUGGCUACUAGGAAGAAAGGCUGGGUGUGCAAUGAAUUGGGACGGUGGAGGCUUGCAAACAGAGAUCUCAAAAGUGCUGAAACUGCUUUUGCAACAGCUAUAGAAGCGUUUAGAGAAGUUAAAGAUUUUACCAAUAUUGUAUUAAUUAAUUGUAAUCUGGGACAUGGUAGAAGGGCACUUGCAGAAUCUUUGGCAGCUAAGAUAGAUUCCUAUAAACAGUGUGGCAUCCUCCAGAAAGCUUAUAGGCAGACACUAGAUGAUGUGAAAUUCCAGUAUGGAGAAGCUUUGAAGUUUUAUGGUGCAGCACAAUUUGAACUCAAUGCUGUCGAACGAGAAGGAGAUACAAUGACAAACAGAUUAUGGCAUGAAGUCAAUACACAAUAUGCUCAUACAUAUUUGAGACUUGGAAUGCUUCUUGCAAGAGAAGAUAUCUCUGCAAAUUUACCUGGAAAUAUGAACUGGAAUAAACCACCAGCAGAGUCCACUGUUCUGACUAAUGAGAAAACAUGGAGAUCUCCUCAGAAAAAACAUGAGAUUGCAGCCAAUGAUGCAAUUAGAGAAGCUUUGGUGUUGUAUGAAUCAAUGGGCACAUUGCGAGUACAAGAAGCUGCUUUUGCACACUUUCAACUUGCUUCAUACCAGAGGGACUGCUGUCUUAAAGCAUUGAACCUUGAUUGCAAAGAACCUGCUUCCGAAAAGUGUGAAAGUGCUAAUUUUCAACAAGCAAAGCGCUAUGCUUCUCUUGCAGAGCGACAUUGGCAGAAGGCUAAAGACUAUUACUGUGCAGAGACACAUCCUGACAUGUUUUUACAAAUUCUGAUGGAGAGGUCAGAGUUGUUUCUUGCACAGUCAACAUACUACCACUCAAAUAUGAUGCUGGAAUCAGCAUUAUCUUCCCUAUUGGAAGGAAAAAAUGCAUUUGAUGCUGGAACUAAAAAUUUCCUUGGAGCAAAAUCUGUUGGAUAUGGCAGAAUUAUUGAAAACUUUUCCCAGCAAUUGCAGAGUCUGCUGAAGACAAUGCUGGCAGCCGCAAAUAGUGCAAGCAAACAUUCCAGUAGGGUUUCUUCUGUUCAAUCUAGAUCAAAAAAGUGUACUAAAAAAAAUUCACGUGGGGAGGUGCAAAGUAUGGUGAGAGUUACAGAUAUAGGGAAGCUUAGAGAGUUGUAUAGAAUAUCCUUGAAGUCUGACGUUGUGCCUGAUUUAUGUUCUAUGUAUGAGAUUUGGGCAUCAUGAAAAUUUGAUUGUAAAUGGUGUUAUUAAUUUCUGGUGAUUAGCCGGAACAUUUUAUAUUAUCCUUUCAUCUUUUGCUUUAAUUGUAGUGGUUUCUUCAGGGGCUUGGGGAACAAAAUAAUAAGUAAUAAAAGCAUAUGGAGGAUCUUCACGAGCA